AUGCAAGACGAACUUCGCCAGCUCCAAGAGGCCGAAGGGGAGCAACAUGCUGACAGAAAGAAGACUGGGACGAGUAAAAACUCUAAAGCAGCGCCACCCGCGGCUGCUGGUCAUUACCUGAAAAGGACAUGGUCAACGGGAAAUGAACCCUCGGGUGAAAGAGAGCCAAAGCAUGCGCUUGUGUCCAACAACUCGUCGACAGUCGAUCGGUGGUUGAAAGAAUCCAUGAGAGAGCAGCCAUGGAACAAUAUCGGCGCAAUCCUCGAGCCCCCUCCUACCAAGGAGGCGCCUGGGAUGAGAGGUGAAACCGGUAGCAACAGUGCUGUAGCUGGAUCUGAAGAGCGAAAAUGA
Molecule: messenger RNA, 351 nt
Organism: Letharia columbiana
Lineage: Eukaryota; Fungi; Ascomycota; Lecanoromycetes; Lecanorales; Parmeliaceae
Exons: 2
Coding region: 1-351 (116 amino acids)
Source: RefSeq, a predicted model, not a curated record